Messenger RNA from Ochlerotatus camptorhynchus, 1030 nucleotides. RefSeq lists its product as uncharacterized. NCBI's taxonomy places the organism in Eukaryota, Metazoa, Arthropoda, Insecta, Diptera, Culicidae. The coding region runs from base 91 to 1023 and encodes 310 amino acids. The transcript is spliced from 2 exons. The record is from RefSeq and is a predicted model, not a curated record.
ACGGCUAAGACCAUAGUUUGGUCCAUCUCGCCAUAAAUUAUUCUUUAAGGCUUGUAAUUUUGUCAUAAAUUAAAUUAAGGACAUUUAACAAUGAAUUCAUUCAAAUGUGUUUGUAACUGUGACUCGGAACCGCGUUUUAUAUUGAAUGGAUUGCACGACUCGACAGAGUCAACCCAACUGGACAAAGCCCUCGAUCAACUGGUCGAUUCGGCUUGGGGAGACGAAGAUGAGGAAGCUGAUGAAAUACUUGCAUGCUUCAUAGGAAACCUCAAGAAAGGAAACUACACCCAUUCGGAAAAUGACUUCGAGGAUGUCUUUAGCAGUAACAAAGGACUCAGUCCGAAUGCGAUCCUAACAAGUUUAACAUACGAUGGAGGAUCCUGCCACUGUCGUCAAGUGUCUCACAGGAUUUCUAUUGCGCUAAACUGGGGUCUUGCCGAAUUGCACUGCAGGAGCCAACCGAACGAGCUGCGUCUCUUGGAAGUUCUUGAAUUGGUGGAGCCCUUUGCAGGAAUGUCCGUUAACGAGAAAGGCUGGCAAUCUUUUCUUCAGCAAUUGUGGAAGUUCAGUAUCGAGUCAGGUAAAAGGAAAUUAACGGCUAAAAUGGUAUCGAUCUACCCAGACGAGAUUAAUCGUUUACUGGAAAAGGUGUUGAGUUCUGAUGUCAUUGAUGGUGAAUCAUUUCUGGAUAAUUCGGAUUUCAAUAGUAUAAUUUCCAUUAUAACUCUGCCGGAGGUGUUUAGACAUGUAAGCUUAUAUUUAGCACAGAGAAACUCAGUCUGUUCAGUUCAGGUUCAAAUCUUGCUAAAUGCAAUCCUGAAAGCAUUGAAGUCAAGUUUACCAAAAAGUCGUUUGUUAGCUCUUUAUUCCGAUAAGCUAAGUUCAAUCGCGGUAAUACUGCAUGAAACUAUUAAUCCAGAUGAUCCGUUAGUGGCGAAUCUGCUUGACCGGGUCAAGGAGGAAUGCUGUCUAGAUUUCCUUAUUCUUGUUACACACUUUCCAAUUUUUUCACAUAUGAAAUAACAUUUCU